GUCACUCCGUGCACCGCAGAUAACGGUGACGUUCUACACACGUCUGCCCCGUCACUAUGGCUGCAAGAGACGCGAGAUGGUGAAAGCUUGCUUUAAUACAAUUAGUACAUCCUUAAUACCUCAUAUCUGCCGUUCUUUUGUCUAAUAGCAGAAACGGCGUAUGUCAUUUUCAUAUUUGGAGCCAUUUAGUUCAGUAUUUGCUCUGAAACGAAGAGGAUUAACAGGAGAACCCAUCAGCUGCUUUCAUUCAUGAAACGACAUCUCUAGUUUAUAAAGUAAACAAGCGGCGCUCUUCCAAAAAAAAAAAUGGCGAAAAUGUACCACAAAGAGAAAAGCAUUCAGAUAAAGAGCAGCGCGUCGGCGCUCUACAACAACCUGAGCGUCCUGCGCAUCGCGCCGCGAUGUCUCACCUAUUUCACGGUGGUCCACGCCAACGUGGUGAACAUGGUCAGCGCCUCCUGGGACGGGCUGAACUAUUCCCACCGACAGCUGCAGUCUAAAGAGGGCAACGUGGCCACCAGCUCCUCACUUAUCAUGCAGGCAGCCUGGUGUGUCCUGCCCUCAAGAGAUCUUCUUGUUCUCACCUCACAGAAAGGGAUCCAGAUGUAUGAAUCAGAUGGAUCAAUUAUGGUCUAUUGGCAUGCACUGGACACGCCAGAGACCCCUACUGCGAAGGCAGUGUUUGCUCGAGGAAUUGCGGCAGUGCGGGAAAAAUAUAUUUGUGUAGGGGUCUCAUCUGGCUCAGUGCUGGUCUUUGACGUUCCCAGUAAAGGCAGUAACAUCACCCUGUCUGAGGUUUUGGAGGAACAUAAAGAAGCAAUCACAGACAUUGCCUCUGAGUGCUCAGGCAGUCUGGAGUGCAUUGCAGAUUUAGUUAGUGCUGAUGACUGUGGCCUCCUCUGUGUGUGGAAAUCAGGAGAAGAUUUUCAACUGCUCAACAAGAUCCCUGGUUUUGACACAAGUUGUUCUUCAGUAAAACUCUGGAAGGGUACAGUCAUCGCAGGCUAUGGGACGGGACAGAUCCGUCUGUAUGAGGGAGUCACGGGUAUACUGCAUGCAGAGGUCAAUGCCCAUGCACGCUGGAUCUACUCACUGGACAUCGCCCCGUUCACUGGACUGCUGAUCUCUGCAGCAGAAGACUCCUGGGUUAGAGUGUGGCAUCUGAGCUUGACUCCAGAGACUAAUAGUGUAGAGAUUGAGCACAUGUACAAUGAGUGUGUGACUGAUACACAGAUCUGUGGAGCCAAGUUCUGUGACGGGGACGGCUACGCCUUUGCAGUGACCGGCUAUGACUUGAGUGAGAUCAUCCGCUACACACAAGCCUAGUCAGGAAUACAGCAUGCACUUCUAAGACAUUCCCAUUGGUCAUAUGAGGAUCACCUGCAGAAGGAAGGUCAUGUCUCGACAGUAUAUUGGUGAAUGUAAUGCUGUACAGUCAUGAUUGGCAGGGUCAGGCUGGAGUGAAUGUUACCCUAAAAUCUUCUUCUAACAUCUUGGGCACUAAAAAGCCACACUUGAACCAGGUGACUGUAUUUAGUAUGGUAUGUCUACAUGAUUGGCAAAAUACUCUUUUGUGGUCUGAUAUUAAGGUAAAAUACAUAACAUUGGUUACACAGAAUAUGUAGAUUUCAAAACAAACCAUUAAAAUGUUAGAAGGGGUUGUUCUUUGAGUGUUUUGCUUCUCACAUGAUUUGUUUAGUAAAUGUAUUUCCUGAACAAUAUCUUUUACCUCAUUGAACAAUUUUGGAUGUGCAAUUGAAUCAGAUGGCAUGUAAUCAUAUUUGUGGUUCAGAAAACAAAACAUAUCAAAAUAGUUUGUAAAAUAUUUAUUCAUUAUAAAUAUUAUGAAUUUUUAAAUACAGCAGAGGCUAUUUUUUCCAAGUUGAAUUAUAAUGUUCUUUAUAUUUGUCUAGAAACAAAAGCAUUGUAUCUAGCUUGAUGUUAAAUCACAUAUUUUAUAUUUUGUGUUGUCAUAGUUUUUGAUAUUUUCUGUUUCUUUGUAAACAAUUGUCAGUGACAAUUCGGCAAACUAUUAAAAAAGCUAAAAAAACAAAAAAACAAACAAAAAAAUAAAAUAAAAACUCAUUUACUUUGACUUUUAUUGCAAUUAGAAAUGUGUACCAGUAGAUGGCAAUAGAUCUUAUAUCUUUUUUAACAUUUCUGUCUUUUGAGGUCAGAAUUAGCUUUUUCAAUUUAAGCACACAUGCAUUCAAUUGCAUUGAUUUAUAUAAAAACAUCUAUGAAGCAUAUCACAGAACAUAUUAGAACAUAUCCAGCACUCAUUUCUAUUCAAAAUGUAACAAAUAUCAAACAUAAACUGAGGAUGUCUAAAUUGCCUAAAAUGACCAGGCUUGACAAUUCUUUGUAGAUCUUGGAGGCAAGCUACAUUAGCUUCAGCAUGGAUGAAAACAAAGUCAAAACCCAGACAUUUUAGGCAAUUUAGAAAUUCCUACCAGGACACUAUUAGGAAAAAGAGGAUGUAUGGUCAGUGUGCAGUGGGUUUUAAUGAUUCUCAGGGUUAUUAAGUAAUAUUAGCAAAUCAUUUGGAGUACUUCUUUUAAGAGUAAAUUUGUAAAUAAGCGGCAUUUUUGUCCAUAACUGUAGUAAUAUAUUCAUCACCAUUAACUUUUGUCCCUUUGUGCCUCUCUGUUAAGCUAUUAAAGAAGACUUUGAUUGUCAGAUGUGUCCUUCAUGCACCUGCCAUGAGGCCCUGAUGAGUCCUUGUCCUUGAUUUAUGCCCUGUUUUCACACUGUAAAGUUUUGUUGUCAUUACAUCUUUCAUCUAUGCAGGUUCCUGUUUUUAUAGGUCAAAGCAGAACACCAGAGGAAUGCAGAUUAUCACAUCAAGCUGUUUUAUCAGUUACCCACUAAAAUAUCUGCAAUGCUCAUUUGACUGUAUUUUCCCCAUAAUAUUUAUGUCCAUAAUUCUGUUGUUCCCUCAUAGUAUUAUCCACACAUGACUUCACGUUCCAGCUUGUUGUUGAUAGAACCCCAUGGUCUCUUAUGUAAGGCUUUUAACUUUGUCCUAUGAAUGACACUGUGUGUGCCCUAUAUCUGUUAUGAAGAGAGGGUGAAUAUCAAUGACACAGAGGGACAGACCUAAUGGGUAGAGAAUAGAUUGCUGACCGUCAAAUUUGAUGGUGGACAGAAAGGGAGGGAGUCCAGAGAGUGUCGAUGAGACCUCCACUGGCUGUUGGUUUAAUGGAAUUAUGUAACGCUGCCAUGCAGCACUGGAGCAGAGCGAGAUGUGUUUAAGGUCAUUGUGUUUAGUGGUAUCUGUGGUAAUAAAAACUAUGGCUGGUCUACAGGCCAUGUAAAAUUCAAUAGUGCUCUGCAGACACAUCACAUCAAAUCUGUGGGCUCCAGGGAUGGGGUACCGUCAGUCCAGUCGCCGUGGCACAAUGCAAUUCCAGAGGACACAAAUGAC
Molecule: messenger RNA, 3427 nt
Organism: Onychostoma macrolepis
Lineage: Eukaryota; Metazoa; Chordata; Actinopteri; Cypriniformes; Cyprinidae
Gene: wdr54
Product: WD repeat domain 54
Exons: 10
Coding region: 307-1326 (339 amino acids)
Biological process (GO): cilium assembly; sperm axoneme assembly; cilium-dependent cell motility
Molecular function (GO): protein binding
Source: RefSeq, a predicted model, not a curated record